CUUCCGACUCUUUGUGUACAUUGACCUGUCAGCGAACGGCUACGAGACACUAACGUUAAUUUCAUCCGUUUCAAGUCAAAUGGGGGCUUGUCUGGCAUUGUGCUCUUUAGCCAGCUGCGCCUCCUGUCUGUGUGGCUCAGCACCAUGCCUGCUGUGUGGCUGCUGCUGCUGCUCCUCCAACAACUCCACCAUCACUCGGCUGGUUUUCUCCUUCUUUUUGCUGCUGGGUACCUUGGUGUCCGUCAUCAUGAUCCUUCCUGGAAUGGAGACGGAGCUCCGUAAAAUCCCAGGAUUUUGCCAGGGAGGAAGUGCUAUACCUGGUUUUGAAAACCAGGUUAACUGUGAUGUCAUUGUGGGCUACAAGUCUGUGUACCGCAUGUGCUUCGCAAUGACCUGCUUCUUCUUUCUCUUCGCCGCCAUCAUGAUACGUGUCCGUAGCAGCAAAGACCCUCGUGCGCCUAUUCAAAAUGGGUUCUGGUUCUUUAAAUUUCUGAUCCUGAUUGGGAUUACAGUGGGAGCGUUUUUCAUCCCUGAUGGAACAUUUCCUACGGUGUGGUUUUACUUCGGCGUUGUGGGAUCCUUCAUCUUCAUUCUGAUCCAACUUAUUCUUCUCAUUGAUUUUGCCCACUCCUGGAACAAGGCGUGGGUAGAAAAUGCUGAAGAUGGUGACAACAAAUGCUGGUUUGCAGGCCUGCUCUCUUUCACCUUACUCCACUAUGCUCUGGCUUUCACUGCUGUGGUGCUUUUCUACGUUUACUACACACAGCCUGACGACUGCACAGAGCACAAGGUCUUCAUCAGCCUCAACCUCAUCCUCUGCAUCAUCAUUUCCAUCGUCUCCAUUCUGCCUAAGAUACAGGAAGCACAGCCACAAUCUGGUUUGCUCCAGGCUUCACUUAUCUCCCUCUACACCAUGUAUGUCACUUGGUCCGCAAUGACCAACAAUCCAAAUCGAAAUUGUAACCCCAGCCUGUUGAGUAUAGUGUCCAAUAUCAACACCACUGAGCCAUCUGGUGACGGCACCCAAGGACAGGUGCAGUGGUGGGACGCUCAGAGCAUUGUUGGCCUGCUCAUCUUCCUCUUCUGCACUCUCUAUGCCAGUAUCCGUUCGUCCAGUAACACCCAGGUAAACAAGUUGAUGCAGACAGAGGAGGGUAGAGGGUCAGGCGGAGAGGGUGUGGUGGGAGAGGACGGCAAACUCAGGGCCAUGGACGACGAGGAGGAGAAAGUCUCUUACAGCUACUCUGUUUUCCACUUCCACCUCUGUUUGGCCUCUCUGUACAUCAUGAUGACUCUCACCAACUGGUACCAACCAGAAACCACCACCCAGGCCAUGCAUAGCAGUAUGCCAGCUGUGUGGGUGAAGAUGAGCUCCAGCUGGCUGGGUCUUGGACUCUACCUCUGGACCCUCGUCGCCCCUCUCAUCUUCCCUAAUAGGGAUUUCAACUGAGUAUGCCUUGUCUUUUAGCUGUAUUUGGUUGUUUUGUUUAUUUCCCUGUGUAUCCAGCUGUGUGAAGGAAAAAGGGAAGGAUGUUAUUAAGGAAAUGUAUUUUUUUUUCUUUCUAUUAAUUGUCUCUGAUUUGAUUGUCCUUUUGUUGUUUUACUUCUCUGUGUGAAUAUUUUGUGCAAUAAUUAUUUGAAAAUGUAAAUGGUUUCAUUAGUUGGCCUGAUUGAUGAUGGAUUUGCCGACAAGAAGUUAUUAUUUUUUGCUAAUGACUCCCCUUCAUAGGCAAAUCCCUACUUUCCGCAUGAUGUAGUCUGAACUCUACAACAAGGCACUUUCUAGAUGCCUCUGACUUCUCUGAUUGGCCAGGUCUGGAAUCCCUGAUUAGCUGGACUCUCUUAGUGCUGGAGGCAACGAGGAGAACCCUUCUUCGGAGCCCCAGAGUGAGUUGAGUGUGAGAAUUAGAUAAGACUAAUGUGACACGCCCUACAGAUCAUAGGGCUUCCCUUUAGCUGCCCGACUGUAUGCAAAUCCACAUCAUUACACAUCAAGCCAGAGAUUCUUAAGAGACCACCAGUCAAAUCUCAGCUCUUCCUUGUCCAACGUAGGAUAUUUUAUCUCUGGUGCUACGCCUUUCCAUGUCUGGCUGUGUUUGGCCCUGUGUAGCCACAGGCAGCAACCUGUACCAGUAUAGUCUGUCUGAAGCAGGGACACAUGUAUUGAUCCAUAGCAGUCCACGUCAUGCGAUGUGCAGCGGUACAGUUCAGGAGGAGGCCUGUGCUCUCUCAAAUCCCAUUAUUUCCAGUAUGUUGCAGCAGAGCGUGCUAUUGAGAUAAGUUGGAACAAUUACUUUUGAAUCGUUACAAAACAAUGAUACAUUUCAGAAGUUAUGAAUUGCUGUUAAAUGGUACUAACUUUCAUGGUCGCUUUCAAAAGGUUUAAAUAAGACCAGUAUUUAUUGUACUUUUAAUUUCUUUUUGCUUCAAUACUGAGAAUGUUAUUAUUAUUUUCAAACAUUUCAAUGCCCACACAUGAAUCAGAUUUCCUGUCCGGCUGUAUAAUGAGUAUUAUAAACAGAGUUUUUCAAAGUGUUGCGAGGAAUUUUGAGCUUUUGAGAAUUGACGGUUUUAGAUCAUAACUUUUUAGAACAAAAAAACUGCCGCACACUUGCAUUCACAGAUAUUUAGGAAGGUUUCCGUACACAGUCCUUCAUCAGGUUACUUUACAAAACAAUGAGAGAGCAUGUCUUAAAUAAGUUGGUAGACCAAUCGGGUCACACUACUAAAAUGACAUCAGUCAAGAAUCAUUAACAUCAAUCAAUAAAAAAACAUAAUUACCAAAACAUUGUCAUUAAAUAGCUCUCAAUACAUGUGAAGAAGACUGUGCUGGAGUUUUUUGUUCUAUAUUGUCGACCCUAGGUAUUCUCUUACACACCUGUCGACCUGCUAGUGUGAGAACGUUUUCUCUAUUUAGAUCAUAACUUUUACCAUUUCAAAAAAACGUGCCUUCAACAAUAUUAAAACACUAAUGCUGACGUGUGUUAAUUAUGCCUUGCCAGUAAGGCAUGGGCUUAUGACAUGAAUUAAUAUUGUAAUUAAUGUAUACAUGCUGUUUUUAAUAAAGAUAAUAUAGAAAUAUA
This is a messenger RNA of Cyclopterus lumpus (lumpfish), 3083 nucleotides long. RefSeq names its product serine incorporator 2, like (gene serinc2l). Gene Ontology annotation, cellular component: membrane. The record is from RefSeq and is a predicted model, not a curated record. Bases 80 to 1450 code for a protein of 456 amino acids. The transcript is spliced from 10 exons. NCBI's taxonomy places the organism in Eukaryota, Metazoa, Chordata, Actinopteri, Perciformes, Cyclopteridae.